GUUAAAGAACUUGUUCUUGACAACUGUAGGUCAUACGAAGGCAAAAUCGAAGGCCUUACAGAUGAGUUUGAAGAGCUGGAAUUCUUAAGUACAAUCAACGUAGGCUUAACCUCAGUUGCAAACUUACCAAAGUUAAACAAACUUAAGAAGCUUGAGCUAAGCGACAACAGAAUCUCAGGAGGACUGGAAGUGUUGGCAGAAAAGUGUCCGAACCUCACGCAUCUAAAUCUAAGCGGCAACAAAAUAAAAGAUCUCGGUACAAUAGAACCUCUGAAGAAGCUAGAAAACCUGAAGAGUCUAGAUCUUUUCAAUUGCGAGGUAACCAACUUGAACGAUUACAGAGAAAACGUAUUCAAGCUCCUCCCGCAACUCACAUACCUCGAUGGCUACGACCGGGAUGACAAAGAGGCACCAGACUCUGAUGCAGAGGGCUACGUGGAGGGCUUAGACGACGAGGAGGAAGAUGAAGAUGUGAAAGAUCGGGAUGACAAAGAAGCACCAGACUCUGAUGCAGAGGGCUACGUGGAGGGCUUAGACGACGAGGAGGAAGAUGAAGAUGAAGAGGAGUAUGACGAUGACGCUCAGGUAGUAGAAGAUGAAGAAGAUGAGGAGGAAGAGGAGGAAGGAGAAGAGGAGGACGUGAGCGGAGAAGAGGAGGAGGAUGAAGAAGGCUACAACGAUGGGGAGGUAGAUGAUGAUGAAGAUGAAGAAGAGCCCGACGAAGAACGGGGACAGAAGAGAAAACGAGAACCCGAAGACGAAGGGGAUGAAGACGACUAA
This is a messenger RNA of Nestor notabilis (Kea), 780 nucleotides long. Its product is annotated as acidic leucine-rich nuclear phosphoprotein 32 family member A-like. Gene Ontology annotation, molecular function: histone binding. Gene Ontology annotation, biological process: nucleocytoplasmic transport; regulation of apoptotic process. The annotation marks the transcript as partial. The record is from RefSeq and is a predicted model, not a curated record. The transcript has 7 exons. Gene Ontology annotation, cellular component: perinuclear region of cytoplasm; nucleus. NCBI's taxonomy places the organism in Eukaryota, Metazoa, Chordata, Aves, Psittaciformes, Psittacidae.